AGAGUCCAAUUUCAAGACUUAAAUCUUAAGAAAUAUUAAAUUGUUGGUUAUAAAGUAAUGAGUUAAUAUUGGAGAGGACUAAAUAAAAAGAGCUAUAAUAAAGAUUCCAAGUUUGAAGGUGUUAUUUUACAGGUUAGGUUGAAAUCUGUUCACAUGUAUUGGCUGGAGACGAAAAAUCGCUUGGGGUGGGGACGUGAUAGAGAUUUAUAAUUCAUAAAACCUGAUAAAUUUUUCAUUGAAAAAGUUCUCCGGGCAGUUAAGACUGCAGGACGUAAGUCCAAGAAAUGAAUAUGAAUACAAUUAAAGCAGUGUUACAUUUAUAAUAAGAUGUUCGGCUUAUCAGAUUUAAGAUGUGUUAGAACGACAUUGAAGAAAUUCAAGAUGAGAAUGGUUCGUGUCCUUGGUUCUCGUUCAUGUUAUUCUGUCACUCGUAGUCACUUGAUGAUCAACAGAGAUACCAAAGUAAUAUGCCAAGGAAUGACAGGAAAGCAGGGUACAUUUCAUUGCAAACAAGCAAUAGACUAUGGAACAAAUAUAGUAGGAGGUAUUUCUCCUGGGAAAGGUGGUUCUAAACACCUUGGUGUUCCUAUCUUCAAUACAGUGGAAGAAGCUGUCAAAGAAACAGGAGCAGUAGCUUCUGUUAUAUAUGUGCCAGCAUCCCUUGCUGCAAAAGCCAUUCUUGAGGCCAUAGAUGCAGAAUUGCCAUUGGUGGUUUGUAUUAGUGAAGGUAUCCCACAGAAAGAUAUGGUUUUUGUGAAACAUCGACUAUUGAGGCAAACAAAGACUCGAUUGGUCGGUCCUAACUGUCCUGGUAUUAUUAAGCCUGAUGAAUGUAAGAUUGGCAUAAUGCCUGGUCACAUCCACAGGCAAGGGAAGAUAGGAAUUGUUUCCCGUUCAGGCACGCUGACCUAUGAAGCUGUCCACCAGACAACACAAGUUGGGUUAGGUCAGAGUUUGUGUGUGGGUAUUGGAGGUGAUCCCUUCAAUGGAACAAAUUUCAUGGACUGUCUGGAAGUAUUUCUUGAUGAUCCUAGUACUAAAGGUGUAAUUAUGAUUGGAGAAAUUGGUGGUGCAGCAGAAGAAAGAGCUGCCGAGUUUUUAAAACUGCACAACUAUGGGAACUCUGCCAAACCAGUAGUGUCAUUUAUUGCUGGCUUGACAGCUCCAGCUGGUAGGAGAAUGGGACAUGCAGGUGCCAUUAUAGCUGGUGGGAAAGGUGGUGCUCAAGAAAAGAUUGAGGCAUUGAAAGAAGCCAAUGUAACAGUUACCAAGUCUCCAGCACAAAUGGGAGCUGCAAUGUUACUGGAGAUGCAGAAAAAAGGGCUAGCAUGAAAUGGCUGAUGACUAAGAUGGCAAGACUUUCAAGGGUUCAGUGUUCUGGAAAUAUAUCUAUGGACCAGGAUAUAUGAUGAUUAUAUAUGAUUUCAAGAUAUAUAUAUUUUUUUAUGUGCUAAAUUUUGGUUACUGGGAAAAUUAAACCUUAUAUUAAUUUUUGAUGAUAUUGGUAUGGAGUGAAAAAAUAUCUUUAUGUCAAUUUGGCAUGAUAUGUUAUAGGAAGUGGAUUUUUCUCCUAAUUAUUUGUUUGGAUUUCUUAAAGUAAUAUAUUCACAAACUGACUUUUUAUUCUGUGGAAAAGCUACUAAUACUAAGGAUAUAAAGUGCAAUCGUAAAAAGUAACAACUGAUAUGUACAUAACUAUAAAUGAUGGGUUUUACAUGCAAGUAUUUUAGUAUAGAUUUUUAUAUCACAUAUAAAAAAAGUCCCUGAUAAAAUAGAAGAAAAUAUUUUAAGUAUAAAUAGUACUUAGUAUAAUUGUAAACUUGUCAGUUAUCUAAUAGUGUCAGACAGUUAUUUGAAUGUUAAUAUCCUUAUCUUAACAUUCCAGCAUACAACAACUGUUUGUAACAUUGCUGAUUUCAUAGCUAGUCAGAAGGUAUGUUUCUUUGGUAAUAUUAAAGUUCCUUGUUUUGGAGUGCUCCAGCCUAUUCUACCUUGUAACUGUUAUGAUUCUUUUUUUGGAACUCAAGAGUUUGUGAGUUAAGUGUACAAAGCUGAUCUUAGCAAUUACGAAA
Limulus polyphemus (Atlantic horseshoe crab) is the source of this 2072-nucleotide messenger RNA. Its product is annotated as succinate--CoA ligase [ADP/GDP-forming] subunit alpha, mitochondrial-like. The record is from RefSeq and is a predicted model, not a curated record. The transcript is spliced from 8 exons. The coding region runs from base 328 to 1332 and encodes 334 amino acids. Gene Ontology annotation, biological process: tricarboxylic acid cycle. Gene Ontology annotation, cellular component: mitochondrion; succinate-CoA ligase complex (ADP-forming). Gene Ontology annotation, molecular function: succinate-CoA ligase (GDP-forming) activity; succinate-CoA ligase (ADP-forming) activity. Lineage: Eukaryota; Metazoa; Arthropoda; Merostomata; Xiphosura; Limulidae.